Molecule: messenger RNA, 2643 nt
Organism: Arabidopsis lyrata subsp. lyrata
Lineage: Eukaryota; Viridiplantae; Streptophyta; Magnoliopsida; Brassicales; Brassicaceae
Product: putative pentatricopeptide repeat-containing protein At2g02150
Molecular function (GO): protein binding
Source: RefSeq, a predicted model, not a curated record
GAGUUCAUAAACCCUACUUUCUUCCUCUUCCUCAGUCGAAUAGUUGAGGAAUACUACAGAAAACAAUGUCUCUGAGCUAAACCAUGAAGCUCAUUCUAUUUCCUUUGAAAUUUUUCCUGAAAAUGUUCUGUUCUCUUCGCAAUUUUCUUCACGUUAAUCGCCGAUUCCCUCGCCAUGUAAGCCCUUGUUCCUCUUCCCUCUCUCAAAUUCAAUCACCUCUCUGUUUCCCUCUAUGUUCUCCCUCUCAAUCUUCCUUUGUCUCGUGCCCCUUCGUUUGGUUCACUAGCUUUCUCUGUAUCAUCCGUUACCCUUUCGUUAGCAAAAGCGGUCCUUCUACUCAUUCCGAAGAUUUCGAUAGAGACUGGAUCCGUAAAGUUGUUCAGAAUAAUCUAUGGGAUGAUCCUAGAAUCGAAAAGCUUUUUGAUUUGACAUUGGCUCCGAUUUGGGUUCCAAGGGCUCUCGUUGAAUUGAAAGAAGACCCUAAAUUAGCUCUCAAAUUCUUCAAAUGGUCUAUGACUCGUAAUGGGUUUAAGCACUCCAUGGAAUCUUAUUGUAUAGUAGCUCACAUUCUGUUUUGUGCUAGAAUGUAUUAUGAUGCUAAUAGUAUCCUUAAAGAGAUGGUUUUGUCAAAGGCGGACUGCGAUGUUUUCGAUGUUCUAUGGUCGACAAGGAAUGUGUGUGUGCCUGGUUUUGGAGUGUUUGAUGCUUUGUUUAGUGUUUUGAUUGAUCUAGGAAUGGUUGAGGAAGCUAUUCAGUGUUUCUCUAAGAUGAAGAGAUUCAGGGUUUUCCCGAAAACUCGGUCUUGCAACGGUUUAUUGCAUAAGUUUGCGAAAUUGGGGAAGACGGAUGGGGUGAAGAGAUUUUUUAAAGAUAUGAUUGGUGCUGGUGCGAAACCGACUGUGUUUACUUACAAUAUAAUGAUAGAUUGUAUGUGUAAAGAAGGAGAUGUAGAAGCUGCUAGAGGCUUGUUUGAAGAAAUGAAGUUUAGAGGUUUGAUUCCAGACACUGUUACUUAUAAUUCUAUGAUUGAUGGUUUUGGGAAGGUUGGUCGAUUAGAUGAUACGGUUUGCUUUUUUGAGGAGAUGAAGGAUAUGUGCUGCGAGCCUGAUGUUAUAACAUACAAUGCGUUGAUCAAUUGUUUCUGUAAAUUUGGGAAAUUGCCUAAAGGUUUGGAGUUUUUUAGGGAGAUGAAGCGAAAUGGGUUGAAACCGAAUGUUGUGAGUUACAGCACUUUGGUUGAUGCGUUUUGUAAGGAGGGUAUGAUGCAACAAGCCAUCAAGUUUUAUGUUGACAUGAGAAGAGUUGGUCUUGUGCCUAAUGAGUAUACAUAUACUUCCCUCAUUGAUGCCUAUUGUAAAAUUGGUAAUCUCUCAGAUGCUUUUAGGUUAGCUAAUGAGAUGUUGCAAGUGGGUGUAGAAUGGAAUGUGGUCACUUACACUGCGCUUAUUGAUGGCCUUUGUGGUGUGGAGAGAAUGAAAGAAGCUGAAGAACUUUUUGGAAAAAUGGAUAGCAGCGAUGUGAUUCCAAAUCUAAUGGAUGCUUACUUUAAGUGGGAAAACCCCACUGAGGGAUUGCAUCUACUGGACGAGAUGGUAGAACUUGAUAUCAAGGUCACAGUGGUUACCUUUUGCGUUUUGAUUGAUGGAUUGUGCAAAAAUAAGUUAGUUUCUAAGGCAAUUGAUUAUUUCGGGAGGAUAAGUAAUGAUUUUGGUCUACAAGCUAAUGCAGCCAUAUACACAGCAAUGAUUGAUGGUCUCUGUAAAGGUAAUCAAGUUGAGGCUGCAACAACUCUCUUUGAACAAAUGGCUCAAAAGGGUCUAGUUCCAGACAGAACGGCAUACACAUCGUUAAUGGAUGGGAACUUUAAGCAAGGGAAUGUGCUAGAGGCUUUGGCUUUACGAGACAAAAUGGUUGAGACUGGUAUGAAGCUUGAUUUGCUUGCUUACACUUCAUUAGUCUGGGGAUUAUCGCACUGCAAUCAGUUGCAGAAAGCGAGAUCCUUCCUGGAGGAAAUGAUCGGAGAAGGAAUACACCCUGACGAGGUUUUGUGUAUUAGUGUCUUGAAGAAACACUAUGAGCUUGGAUGUAUAAACGAAGCUGUAGAGUUGCAGAGUUAUCUGAUGAAGCAUCAACUUUUGACCAGUGACAACGAUAAUGCACUCCCAAACAUGUGAAACUCGAAAGAUGCAAUCUUUUUGCGCUUAUCAACGGAUUCAGAUAUUUGGAUCCAAACCCUUGUUUCUUCUGGAGUACAUGAAGAACAAGAAACCAAAAUCUGGAAUCUUCCGCGUAAGUGUUCUCCUGAGAAUCUGUAAGCUUAUUAUUGCAGCUGCAGUUUCCCUGUUUGGUUCGGGACUAAUCCGAGGAGAAGCUUAUCGAUGAAUACAUUGUUCAUCAACAAGAGCUGAGACUUUGAGCUCUGAUGGGUUGGAAAAGAUGAGAAAGGAGUGAAGAUUAUGAAGUUAAUUUGCUUACACAUGGGUUUUAAGGGUUCUUCAUUGUUGUUUUGUAUUGUUGCAUUGAGGAACCAAUCAAAGUCCCUAAUUUUUGAUGUGUUGUACAUAUUUUUCUCCCAAAAUGUAAUUUUCUACUACUGAUGAUUGAAUAAUUAGUUUUGAACAAAAAUAUUUUUUUCACAAUGCA